Messenger RNA from Conger conger (European conger), 1115 nucleotides. Its product is annotated as forkhead box protein I3-B-like. Gene Ontology annotation, molecular function: RNA polymerase II cis-regulatory region sequence-specific DNA binding; DNA-binding transcription factor activity, RNA polymerase II-specific. Gene Ontology annotation, biological process: regulation of transcription by RNA polymerase II; anatomical structure morphogenesis; cell differentiation. The record is from RefSeq and is a predicted model, not a curated record. NCBI's taxonomy places the organism in Eukaryota, Metazoa, Chordata, Actinopteri, Anguilliformes, Congridae.
GGGCACACAGCGCAAGGACAGGUUAUUUCUCCUGGGAGAGAGAUCAGGAGUUACAGAAGUCCCACAGUGCUUAUCAGAGGAAGCCAGACAGACGGCUCUUGGACAGACACACAGGCAGAGACAGACGGCUCUUGGACAGACACACAGGCAGAGACAGACGGCUCUUGGACAGACACACAGGCAGAGACAGACGGCUCUUGGACAGACACACAGGCAGAGACAGACGGCUGUUGGACAGACGCACGGACAGAGACAGACGGCUCUUGGACAGACGCACAGGCAGAGACAGACGGCUGUUGGACAGACGCACGGACAGAGACAGACGGCUCUUGGACAGACACACAGGCAGAGACAGACGGCUGUUGGACAGACGCACGGACAGCUUUGGCGCAGCAGCAGAGGAGAGCAGCAGAGGAGAGCAGCAGGGGGUGAGAAUGGCGUCGUUCGAGGCCCAGGGACAUUCUCCCCCGCGAUGCAGCCCGCAGUUCCCCAGCCUGGCCCAGGAGCCUCCAGAGCUCAGCCUGUACACGGACAGCUUCUACCCCCCCCCCUCCCUGCCCAGCCCGCAGAGGGCCACGCCGUCCUCCUACGACCUGGGCGACUACGCGGCCCCGGCUCCCAACCCCUACCUGUGGUUCAACGGCUCGGGCAUCAACAGCUCCCCCUACCUGGGGGGGGGCCCCGGGACGGCCGGCCCGCCCUUCGUGCCGCAGCACUACGGGGUGCAGCGGGCCGUAUCUGGGGGGGGGCGGGGGGCCGUGGCGGGGGACCUGGGCUGGUUCUCCCUGCCCUCUCAGGAGGACCUGAUGAAGCUGGUCCGCCCGCCGUACUCCUACUCUGCGCUCAUCGCCAUGGCGAUCCACGGGGCGCCUGAGCGCCGGCUCACGCUCAGCCAGAUCUACCAGUACGUGGCCGACAACUUCCCCUUCUACAACAAGAGCAAGGCGGGCUGGCAGAACUCCAUCCGCCACAACCUGUCCCUCAACGACUGCUUCAAGAAGGUUCCGCGCGACGAGGACGACCCAGCUUCCUGCCUCCAUCACUGGCGUGUAGCGCCCGCUGGGGAGGCACGGCAGCCAUUGUGCACCAGAGUGUUCACCACACACCAGCUGUAG